CUUGUAUUGCAACUCAAAUGAAACAAUGGAUUCAUAUUUGAAAAGCACUUGAAAUGAAAUACAAGAGUUGUGUUGACAUCGGUUUAAUGUCGACACCAGUUCCACACUAUGUCUCACUUAAUGCCUAAACACUAAGAGUUAAUAAAAGGCAUAUUCUGUUCAAUGGGUUCCUCUCAAGAAAACACAUCAUUGGUGUCGAGUCUGUCGAACCAAUUGUUUGACAUCUUGUAUGAAGAGAGUCGAGGCAUCAAAUUCAGACACUACUGCCUUAUUGUCGUCUUUACAACUCUUCUCUAUAUUAAUACACUUAACGGAGAUUUCGCUUACGAUGACAGUUUACGAAUGUCUGAAGUCUGUUGUGUUCAGCAAUCCAUUGACGAUAGAGACGAGGCCCAGGCAUACAAGGCAUGCCGUUUUGCCGUCUCGUAUAGCAAAGACACAUUUGCCAUUACUACAUUAGCCAUAAGCCAUAAUCGUGCGAUCCGAACCAAUCAAGACUUAUUGCCAUCGACUCCUUGGUAUUCACUAUUCUUCAAUGACUUUUGGGGCACACCAUUGAAGUCAAGCAACACUCACGGCUCGUACAGACCGAUAACAGUUGUGUCGUUCCGAUUCAACAACUUAUUGCACGGACUCUCGCCGUUUGGGUUUCACGCCUUUAAUGUCAUUCUUCACUCUUUGGCUACUUUUCUAUUCAUGAAAUUUUCUGCACAAAUAUUUAAUUACCGAAAACGAAUUACUUUAAUAUCGGGGGCGCUAUUUGCCAGUCAUCCCAUACAUGUCGAGUCAAUUGCCAGUAUCGUAGGCCGAGCUGAUGUCGGCGCCGCUAUUUUUUAUAUACUUUCCAUUAUGUGUUACAUUAAAUUUUGUAAAUAUAGUGACAAUAGCGGCAAAACACAUAACACUUAUUUAUACUCAUCUCUAAUAUUGGCCACACUUUCAAUGCUGACCAAAGAGCAUGGAAUUACGGCUUUGGGUGUUUGUGCCGUUUACCACCUUUUCAUUCACUACAAACUCUUUCCACUGACACCCGAAACCAUUUAUGCCAUUAUAUCAGAAGUGAGUUUUGCUAAUACUGUGUUAACACUAUUUGAGUACAGACGCUACAAAUACCUGAGAAAAGGAGUAAUUCAUCUGCUGUUCAGUACAAUUAUAUUGAUUGGUAUUCGGGUGGGAGUAAUGGGAUCGACACCAAUGUUUGCUCCAUCAGACAACCCCGCGAGCGACAACCCUUCUGUGAUAAUAAGAUUUCUAACUUUCCUGUAUUUACCGGUUUUCAACUUUUGGCUCCUUUUAUACCCGCGAUAUCUAAGCUUCGACUGGUCUAUGGAAUCGAUUCCAUUAAUUCAAUCCAUUACUGAUUCGCGAAAUAUCAUUUCACUCGUCUUCUACUCAACUCUUAUUUUAUUAAUUAAAUUUCUGCUUCAAUACUAUUACAACAAGUGCUCCGAAAUGAAGUUAAUGAAUGAGUGGUCAACUGGAUGUGGUUGUGCUCCCUGUUGUUAUCAACACCAACAUCACCAACAUUCACACCAACACCAUCUCAAACACAUAAAAAGACCUUUUAAUCUCAAAUCUAAUAAUAACAACUCGUUGUGCAGUAGUAUUGAAGACUAUUACAACAUUGGAGGCACUAAUAAUAAUGGAGUGAUAAGUGCCGGCACUGGUCUCAACACCACUGGACCUUUAGAUGAGACAUACAACUCAACGAUGACUACAACUGAUUGCAUUACUAUGGCUUUGUCUCUACUGGUCAUCCCUUUCAUUCCCGCAACAAAUCUCUUUUUUUACGUGGGGUUUGUAAUAGCGGAGAGAAUACUGUAUAUCCCGAGCUUCGGGUAUUGCCUUCUCAUAGCCAUAGGAAUCGAUUCAUUUCUUAAGCGCAAAACCAUUAGAUUUGUCACAUUUAUUGCAUUAUCGCUACUUUUGCUA
This is a messenger RNA of Oppiella nova, 1932 nucleotides long. The record is from the annotation of a GenBank genome assembly. Lineage: Eukaryota; Metazoa; Arthropoda; Arachnida; Sarcoptiformes; Oppiidae.